AUGAAUCUUCCCACCGAUCCUAAGAGUUUCGAAGAAGCAGCUACGAGAAUCCGUAUCGGUUGCUCAAUUGUCCAACAGGGGUUUGCCGAGGUGUGUCGUGGCAGACCAGAUCUCGAACAUCAACUUCGAGCCGCGGUUGGAGUGAUUAUGAAAAUUGUGAAUGAAGCUCAAGAACUAGAGGACACACCUGUGGACCCCGAAAUGCCAAUGUUACAAAAAGAGGAACAUGAAGAAGAGGAGAAAGAGACAGAUGGAAACGCUGAGGAAAGAAAACAGGAGCAAUUAUGCCAUGAGGACGCAGAUACAACAUCCUUUGCUUCACAAUCUACUUCUUCAACUUCAUCAAACGUUAUUCUAGUUGCUCUCCCAAAAUCAGCCGAAUCUCAAAAAAGUUAUCCUAAAAUUUCACAGCCCAUUGAUCCAAGUACCGUGGAGCUGUUUACGGAUUCUGAAGAAGAUGAAGCCGGUCCGUCAACAACUUUGGCUCCUACCACGUCAAAACGUCCAGCUCCUUGUCAAUGGCGAGAAUCUUCGGAAGAAAGGAACUCAGAUGAAGAAAAAACCUCUGAUUACGAAGAAGAGGUUAACAAGCAAAAAAUUGAAAGGGCUCGACGAUGCAAAAACCCAAAACGUGAGAUGGAGAUUGUUCGAAGAAACAGAGUUCAAGAAAAGAAGGCCGUGGUCCGAACCCAAACCGAUCCUCUUGUUGAGGGCAGUCAAGAAUGGAAGGAAAAGUUUGCUGAAGCUUUGGAGUAUCAUCGUACCUGCUGCCUAUAUGAUGAUUCAGUGUUCGGUUCCAUCAACCUUCUCCAACUCUUCCGUCCGCCAAUCUCUGGUAAACCUAAUGGACCGCUUCCUCAGAAUGUGCUCCCCGAGAUCAAAACCGCAAAAGUCUUGUUUUUGAACUGGAGAAAGAAUACUGACACAGAGAAAGCCACUAGCAAGGCUUUGAGAGAAGAGGAAUGGAAAGAAAUGUCUGAAACAGAUCGGAAUAAGUGGUACAAAAGGGAAGAGGCAUUGUUCGAGGAGUCUUUGGUCCAGUUGAGGAAAGGAUUCAUUCGGACAACUUUACUACGGUAA
Caenorhabditis briggsae is the source of this 1080-nucleotide messenger RNA. Bases 1 to 1080 code for a protein of 359 amino acids. NCBI's taxonomy places the organism in Eukaryota, Metazoa, Nematoda, Chromadorea, Rhabditida, Rhabditidae. The record is from RefSeq and is a predicted model, not a curated record. The transcript has 8 exons.